AUGAAGUCGGGAGACGGGAACUUAAUGGAUUCCAUAGUCUCUUCUCUGUCAAACAGCAUCAAAGAUGUCCCCUUGGCUGCUAUACCUCCCAUGCUUGAUUGCAUUUUGGCAUCCACUGGUUUCUCUCUAUCUUCGCUUUUCCCUGCACUACAGGAUUCUUUCGCACUUCUCGUCAAGGAUCAUAUGCUGAAGGACGAGAAGUUGGGUUCUGAUCAUUGUAAUAAUGUUGCAUCAUUGGCAGCUGCACUUUGCCAUCUCCUGAAAAAACUUGGGUCUGAUUCUCCUUGUAUGCGGUCUUUUAUAUGGAGAUGUUUUAUUCCCUUGCUGAAGAUAGCUAACACAUUUGACCAUGGAUUGCUUAACGAGAUUGCAGAAUCAUUCUUCAGCGCCGUGAGCGCAACUAAUUCCUGGACCAUGCUAGAGACAACUUUGGUGCCAUUUCUCUUAAGAUCCGUUGGUCUUUCUAUGGGCAUGCAGCAACAUGCAGAAUCAUUUUUUUUCAAAUGGGGUAGUUCCUCUGCUUUCCAGAGUGGAGAUGACAUGAAAGAUGGUCUUCAUCUCGAUAAAGAUUUUGUGCUGUCUUCUCAGUUUGGAUAUGUUCCUUUACCAGUAUCUUGCUAUGUAUUGACUCUUGUACUGGAUACUACUAUACGAAGUUUCCUCAUGUUACCAUUAGAGAGAGCUACCCCUGGCUGUUGUUAUGGGAAAAGGCUAUCUGGUAUUUUGCUUUGGGAUCUCUGCUGUUUGAACGAGCAAUUGCUUUUACAUAGUCCAGACCUUCGGUCAUGUACUAUUGCUUUUCUGCUUCCAAAUAUUUGCAAAGCAUUCACCCCAGGAGUCUCAUUUGAGAUCAGGAUUCACGAAAACAGCUUUCUUCUAACGAGAAACCUUUUUCUUGGGAAAGUUUGGAAGUGCUGCAGAUCACUAUUUUCCCUUGGGUCAUUAGAAAGACGGGACGCGUAUAGUGUGCUCUCUAUGUGCUCAACCUUUUUUAGGGAUGGAUAUGAUAUUGCUGAUUCCAACAUUGAAGCCGAAGAAUCUGAUGUGAGGGCUGAAAGACAGUUUUGGGAGGAAAUAAAAAGAGGCCUGGUCGAUGAGGAACGCUUAGUCAGGAAGCAGUCAUUAGAAAUACUAAAAAACGUACUCUGCACAAAUGGAGAGAGUCCAUCUAGUGCUUCGGAGGCGAAGACCCAAAGUAAACUUUCAACUCCUCUAGGCAUGACAAGGAGGGAACUGUGGGCUGACAAGGAAGCUAGAUCUCUGGGUGUGGGAAAACUCUGCAGUUCCGUUGAUUCCCUUCUGACCCAUCAGCAACAAUGGAACACAUUUAUACUUCUAUAUGAAAUGCUCGAUGAGUAUGGCACUCACCUGGUGGAAGCUGCCUGGAAUCACCAGGUGACAUUGCUACUGCAGGUUUCUGCUUCACAAAACAACUUUGCUAACACUUCAUAUGGAAUGCAUCAACACCAAUCUGAAACUUCAAGGGAAAGUUUUGCUUGGUUAGCAAUAUUGUGGCAAGUAGGAUUUUGUCAUGAAAAUCCUCAAGUUAGGUGCUUGGUCUUGCAGUCAUUUUUGGGUAUUGAGUGGGCCAAAUAUGGAGAGACGGCAAUAUCUCUUCCUGAAAGCUUUAUUCUCGGUCCAUUUCUCCAUGCAUUGAAUGAUCCCAUCCAUCACAGAGAUUUCGGUGUUAAAGGGGUUUACACUUCAAGGACAAUAAAAGCAGCGGGCCAGUUCUUAUGUCACUAUAUAUCUUACCUAAGCAUGAGGAAUGGGAUUGCCCUUAUCAAUUCUCUGGCAUCAGUUGUUAAACAUCGGCCAUUUGGUAGAGCUGGAUUAAUGGGUCUUGCAGAAUGUCUUGCAUCUGCUGCUCGUGGAUUAGAGAAAUAUAAAUGCGGAGCAUCUGAUCUGCUUGAAGAGGUGGUCAAAGCUUCCCCAGAAAACUUUUCUUCAAUUGAUAAAUCAGAGUUAUUGGAAGUUUUGAGGUUUGUUGUGGAGACCAGCAAACAACACUUCAACCCCAAGUAUCGUCUUCGAGUGUCCAUGAAAAUUCUCGAGGCUGCUGCAUCCUUGGUCUGCAUCUCAGAAGUGCCACUUGAGGCUGUAUUGCGGUUCCUUUCUGCAUUCCCGAGGGAGUUUGCAGAUCAUGGGGGGGCCUUCAGAGUAAGAACACAAGAGUGGUUUCUGGGGUCUCCCACUAAACAUGAGAGUUCCAGUAACUACAGCACCAAGUUUCAGCUUCUGAAGAAUCUUCAGGAAUUCCCCUUAAAGUAUACAAGUAGACAAUCUUCUGCUGGUACUGUUUCUACCUACGAUGAUGAAGACAUAGAUGCAUGGGAGGCCGAAGCCAAAAGAUGGGCAAGAGUUCUUUUUAUUGUGAUCAAGGGGGAAAAUGAAUUGGCACCUCUGCUGACGUAUAUUCAUGAUCUUGGCCUCAGCAUCUGCAAGCAACAAAGUUCACUAGAGUGGUUGCCCAUCAAAUUUCUCAUCCUUAGCAUGAGUGUAGUUUCAGAGAUUCAAUUGGCGGAGCAAAGAGCUGCUGAAUAUUGCAUUGGUGGGGAAAUGGAGAGAGAAGCAAGUUUGCUUGGUUUUGGAAUGACUUCUGUAGAAUCUUUGGCAGUGGCCAGAAAUUUUUGUGCUCACUUUGUGCUCAUCUUGGAAGAGCUGAUUGCUUUUGCCAAUAUGUCAUGUCCCAUAUUUUGGUAUAGAAUUGGAGAGGAUAUAACUUUGCCUGGACCGGUUAGGGGAAAGCUUGGCGGUCCUAGUCAACGACGUUUGUCAUCGUCUACAACCACUGCAGUGCUACAAGCUAUAACAUCAGUGCAAGUGGUUGCUUCAAUUUCCUCAUGGUGUAUUACCUAUAGAAGUGCUCUUGAGCUGAAUUCUUCAUGGACUUCUUUGUGGGACUUCUUCUUCAAAACUAUAUCAAUUCCAACCUACAACUCUGAGACAGGAGCUGAAGUUGGUGUAGCAGCUUAUGAGGCAUUGUCUUAUGCUUUGAAAGCACUGGCAUCAUCAUUCUCAAAGCUUUCUUUGGAUCUCAUCAAACAACACAACAUAUCAUCACACUUAACUGAAGAUGAACCAUGGUUAGAUGUGGUGGUUAUCCCUUUUCUUCACAGUGUCAAUAAUCUUCUUGCUGUUGGAGCACUAGCACGAAGUCGAAGGGCAGUGUUGCUGAAAUGGAAGUGGCUCUGUCUGGAAUCUCUGCUUUCUAUUCCUUGUUAUGCUCGUGGGAAUGGGUUGCCAUUGGAGGAUGCCAGCUUCUUCUCCGAUAGAGCAAUCAAAGCCAUUAUUGAUGACCUCAUUGAAAGCCUUGAAAAUGCUGGAGAAGUUGCUCUUUUGCCCAUGCUGAGGUGUGUCAGGCUGGCCCUUGGACUGUUUGCUCCAGGGAAGUUGGGUUCACUUACUGGUGUGGAUGCUCAGAUGAUGUGGCCUUUGGUCCGUUCCUCUUGGGUAUUGCUUGUCAAUAGCAACAAGCGGAGGGUUGCAUCUAUUGCAGCAGUUCUGUCUUCUGUCUUGCAUGCUUCUGUGUUUGCUGAUCAGGUGAUGCACGUAGCUGGUGAUACCCCGGGACCUUUGAAGUGGUUUAUCGGCAAUUUACUCGAGGAGGGUACGAAAAGUCCACGUACGAUUCGCCUUGCAUCAUUACAUCUAACAGGGCUCUUACUCUCUCACCCUCGGAUAGCCAUGUACUACAUCAAAGAACUGAAGUUGCUGACACUAUAUGGUUCUGUUGCCUUUGAUGAGGACUUUGAAGCUGAGUUGGUUGAAAAUUAUGACGCGAGGACUGAAGUUGCACUCUUGGCUAACAGCCCUGACCCCGAGAUAACUGAAGCAUUUAUCAACACAGAGUUAUACGGUCGUGUAUCUGUAGCUGCUCUCUUUCACAAGCUUGGUGAGUUGGGUGACUUGGUCGGAACAACACAUGAAAAUGAAGAUUGCCAUUCUGCUCUUGAAUCUGGGAAAUUGUUUCUCUUUGAGCUUCUUGAUUCCGCGGUCAACGACAGGGACCUUGCAAAAGAACUGUAUAAAAAAUACAGUGCGAUCCAUAGGCGUAAAAUACGUGUUUGGCAAAUGAUAUGUGUUCUGUCACGGUUUGUCACUGAAGAUAUAGUUGGGGAAGUUACGAAGAGUAUGCAUGUUGCUCUCUGUCGCAACAACUUGCCAGCUGUUCGCCAAUACUUGGAAACUUUUGCAAUUAAUAUCUUCUUGAACUUUCCAGCUUUGGUGGGGAAGCAACUAGUUCCUGUUUUACGGAACUUUGAGAUGAGGCCUCAGGCACUCUCUUCCUAUGUCUUCAUAUCAGCAAAUGUCAUUCUCCAUUCAUCUGAACCUCUUCGAUCUAGGCAUUUGGAUGACUUGCUUCCUCCAAUAAUUCCAUUGUUGACUUCACAUCACCACAGCUUGAGGGGUUUCACUCAGUUGCUUGUCUACCAGGUUCUCUGCAAGUUAUUUUCCCAUUUAGGCAGUCAGUCCGGUGAAAAUGAUUUAUCAAAAAGGUGCUUUGAAGACAUAAAGUUGUAUCUCGCCAGAAAUCCUGAUUGUAAGCGCUUACGAGAAUCAAUGGAAGGAUAUCUGGAGGCCUAUAAUCCCAUCUCCUCCUCUACACCUGCUGGAAUUUUUGUCAACAGGGUAGAGGAACUGGAAUUUGAAUGUGUUCCGACGUCCCUAAUGGAGGAAGUGCUCAGCUUUCUAAAUGACGCUAGAGAGGAUCUCAGGAGUGCAAUGGCAAAGGAUCUUGUGUCUAUUAAGAAUGAGAGCAUGAAAAUUGAUGAAGUUCAUGAUUCUCAGAGGGUUUCAAAUUCUGGUCUGCCUCAUGAAAUGUUGGAUUUCCAGAAAAAGAUUACCUUGACUAAGAAUGAAACAGAGGACAAGGACCAUGCUACACAUUCAAGUAAUAAUAAUGCACAUAAGCAACUUUUAGCAAUGGAGAAGGAAGCUGAGCUUCUUCAGAAUGCAUUCCAAUCGAAAAGAUUGGCUAUCGAGAAAACAAAAGAGAGAUACCAAGAAAUUAUACUUGUGGCUUCCUUACUUGAUCGGAUACCAAAUCUUGCUGGAUUAGCAAGGACAUGUGAGAUAUUCAAAGCAUCUGGACUAGUCAUUGCAGACGCAUGCGUCUUACGUGACAAGCAAUUUCAACUGAUAAGUGUGACAGCAGAGAAAUGGGUUCCUAUAAUGGAAGUCCCAAUACACAGCGUGAAACAAUUCCUUGAAAAAAAGAAGCGAGAAGGCUUCUCUGUGCUGGGAUUAGAGCAAACUGCGAAUAGUGUGCCCCUUGAUCAAUAUACAUUCCCUAAAAAGACAGUCCUUGUCCUUGGACGUGAAAAGGAAGGUAUACCCGUGGAUAUUAUUCAUGUACUAGAUGCUUGUAUAGAGAUCCCGCAGUUGGGAGUGGUUAGAUCACUCAACGUUCAUGUCAGUGGUGCUAUUGCUCUGUGGGAGUAUACUCGACAACAAAGAUCUUGA
Messenger RNA from Linum trigynum, 5466 nucleotides. The record is from the annotation of a GenBank genome assembly. NCBI's taxonomy places the organism in Eukaryota, Viridiplantae, Streptophyta, Magnoliopsida, Malpighiales, Linaceae.